AUGAGUGCACAUACACUUGCAAGUGGAUUUCAGUCACCGGGAAGAUUUUUUUGUAAUUUCUUGUAAAACAUUUACAGCGAAGAAAACGUCUAUAAGCUGUGUGAAAAGGUGCAAGAACAAUGUUGUGAUACAAUGAUUGGAAAAUGCUACGCUGUGUUCGUUUCUAAUGAUGAGAGGCGAGUGCCGCUGUGGCAGCAGAGCGCUGGAAAUGGUCCAGAAAAAUUGGUAUUUUGGGACUAUCAUGUGUUUCUAGUAUUGAAGAAUAAUGAUCUUAGCAGCUUGGUGUACGACUUUGACACAUGCCUUCCAUUUCCAUCCUCUGCAGAUGACUAUUUCAAGAAGACAUUCAAGUCAGACAGAUUCUUGGAGAACUCCAGAGCCAAGUUUAGAGUGAUUGAAGGUGCAGUGUAUUUGAGAACGUUUUCCUCGGACCGUAGUCACAUGUUGGAUAAGGAUACCGUUCAAUGGCUAAAACCGCCUCCAACAUACCCGCCAAUCAUUUCAACCGAGUCGUCUAACAAUUUGGAUGAUUUUAUAUCGAUGAACCCGAAAAUUGGCUACGGGAAGGUCAUGACACUAUCCGAAUUGGUCGGAUUUUUUGUUAAUCCAGAUAUAAAAAGUGAGAAAUAAACUUAUUUAUAGUUUUAUCAAGUAUUAUUUAUAACGUUUCAAUGUUAAUUACGAGCAUUCUACAUAUAGUGAGAUUCACGUUAAAAAGUCAGUGGGAAUGAUAGAACGCAGUGCUGCCAAGUUUCAUAUUUCAACCUCCUUCUUUAGUACAGUAAAUAGAAUGCCACCCCGGUAUAUCUGAUUCAUUUCAAAGUGAAAGUGAGUUUUAUCAAAAAUUAAUUAAUUAAUCUUUUUUUUUAAUAAUGAUCAAUUGAUUCUAAAUAAAAUAUAUUUUUCAUGAUUUAAUAAUACAUUCUCAUAAUUUAAAAUAAAUAGUUCUGUAACAAAUCCUGUAAUUUGUUAUAAUUUCUUCUAAGUCUAAAAACAGUUUGGCAAGAAACUGUGUGGAGUUAGAAUAGGAGAUAGCUAUCAUCUUUGUCCAAUGACGGACAAGGAUAGCAGAUCGAAUGUUAAUCAGGUGCUGAUUUUAUAACGUGAAGCUCACUAUAGAUUUAUUAUUAUUAUCAUCAUCAGGGAAGAGAAGACGUUCAAAAUAAUGUAGGAGAGUUCUCUUCAACUGAUUAAAUACUUUUAGAAUCUAUGGUCAGUAUUACUUUAGGUAGGCCCGAUUCGAAUUUAGUUUUUCUAACUGCAAAGUUACUACCAUCACUACAAUAAUUAAUACUAACAUUGUUUUACCAACCACUAUUACUACCGGAUGUAUCUCGGACGUCUAUUUUUCAAACCCAAAUUUCAACCUCGAGAUAUUUUUCAACAAAUCUGGCAAAUUCAUCAAUCAUUUUUUGAGUUCUCUUAUGACUAUCACAAAGAAAAUCCUCUGAAAAAUGUUGUUUUUAUCCUGUUUACAUGAUUUGGUUUAUUGAGUAAUUCUUCUUUGAAAUUUUUUACGUAAAUGACUGAGGGAUGGAUGCUUGAUUAUAUGCUAUAAUAAGUUUAA
Nilaparvata lugens (brown planthopper) is the source of this 1567-nucleotide messenger RNA. RefSeq names its product protein N-terminal glutamine amidohydrolase (gene tun). Lineage: Eukaryota; Metazoa; Arthropoda; Insecta; Hemiptera; Delphacidae. Gene Ontology annotation, molecular function: protein-N-terminal asparagine amidohydrolase activity; protein-N-terminal glutamine amidohydrolase activity. The record is from RefSeq and is a predicted model, not a curated record. Gene Ontology annotation, cellular component: nucleus; cytosol. The transcript is spliced from 5 exons.